Messenger RNA from Eimeria acervulina, 309 nucleotides. RefSeq lists its product as hypothetical. Bases 1 to 309 code for a protein of 102 amino acids. The transcript has 4 exons. Lineage: Eukaryota; Apicomplexa; Conoidasida; Eucoccidiorida; Eimeriidae. The record is from RefSeq and is a predicted model, not a curated record.
AUGAGCGAAAGAAAAUUCGCGGAAAAAGCAGCAGCAGCAGAAGCAGCAGCCACAGCAGCCCAACGCGCUUUCUUAGAAGCCGAAGCAUCUCUUACUCUCGACACCUCCACUGCGGUUAAUCCCAACGCCCAAACAGCGCUGAGCGCAGAAGAAUUCAGGAAAACCCUGGAGCAAACCGCUAUCACAUCUAAGGAGGAGGCGAGGGCGAAGAACUUCUGGGUUCCCGAGAAUACACCAGAUGAACCUCAAGCGAAGCCCAAGACUCCGCAGAAGUGGGUGUCAAACUCUUUUCUGGGGAUUCGGGUGUAG